AUGCCAUCUUUGCGGCCGAGUAACGUGGGUAUUCUGGCGAUGGAAGUGCAUUUUCCAUUGGAUUAUGUCGCGCAGCAUGAGAUGGAGCAGUUUGAUGGCGUCAGCAGUGGCAAAUACACGCUAGGAUUGGGACAAGUGGGGAUGGCGGUGCCUGGAGACCGCGAGGACGUGAACGCUCUAGCGUUGACUGCAGUAUCGAGGCUUUUGAACAACUUUCAAGUCUCGUAUGAGCAAAUUGGACGUCUUGAAGUGGGUACAGAGACAUUACUGGACAAGAGUAAAUCGACCAAGACAAUCCUGAUGCAGUUAUUUGGAGACAAUGUCGACGUGGAUGGAGCUACAGUCAUUAAUGCCUGUUACGGUGGCACUGCAGCACUUUUAAAUGCAGUCGCGUGGGUUGAAAGCUCUUUCUGGGAUGGAAGAUAUGCUGUCGUUGUUGCUACAGAUAUUGCAGUGUAUGCCAAGGGACCGGCACGUCCUAGUGGAGGAUGUGGAGCUGUAGCAAUGCUCAUUGGACCAGAUGCUCCUAUGGUACUGGACUGUAGGACUAAAGCCACUCAUGCAGCUAAUGUCUGGGACUUUUACAAACCUGAUGUAAGUACCGAGUAUCCCACAGUAGAUGGCAAGUUGUCCAACUCGUGCUAUCUUCACGCUCUGGAUGAAUGCUACCAGCUUUUUUGUAAAAAGAGUGAGCUAACUGCACAAAAAGACAGAAAAGAUGUUGGCAUGGCUUCGAUCGACUAUGCGGUGUUUCACUCGCCGUACAACAAAUUGGUGCAAAAGUCUUUUGCUCGUUUGCUGUUCUUAGACUCGAGACGGUUGCUGAGUAGUGAUGAUGAGGCUGCUAAAGUGAUGUUUGCUCCGUUGAGAAAGUGGAAAAAUACACCACUGGAUAAGACACUGAACGAUCGUGAGCUGGAACUGGCUGCUCGGGAUAUUGCGAAGGCAGAAUUUGACAUUAAAGUGUCGCCGAGCUGCACCACUUCGCAGCAACUGGGUAACUCCUAUACGGCCGCGGUAUACAUAAAUUUGGCAACGUUGGUGUACGCGCGUGCCAAGGUUUUAGCACUAGGUGCUCGGGUGCUUAUGUUUUCAUACGGCUCAGGAAGCCUUGCUACCAUGUAUGUGCUCCACACGCGUGAGCCGACCGAGUCAGCUAAGGGCAAGUUUUCACUGGAAAAGAUGGCCAAGUCUUUGGACCUUACGGCUCGUCUUGAGCGUCGCAACAAAAAGACUCCAGAAGAGUACACUUCACGUAUGAAGUUACGCCAGAGCACUUUUGGCGCUAAAAAUUAUUUGAAACUUACACAGUCGAUUGCAUCCAUCCCUGAAGGAGAUUAUUAUCUCGAUCGAAUUGACGACGUGGGUCGCCGUUACUACGCUUGCUCAAAGCCGCGAAAUACCGCGGAAAGCAACGAACAGGAACGACGUAGCGUGUUCAAGGCAACGCAAGAGCUUGCCGGUGCUGUGUAUGUGGCUGGUACCAGUGUUGGUCUGCCAGGUCACGCUAAGGUAUUUGAGGGCGAAAAGUCUAUUGAGAAGCUCCUGAAUGGUGAAAACUGUAUCCACAAGGUCACUGAUGCGAGCAAGGACAAGAUGGUAGCCCAAAACAUUGUGCAUGUCCACAAGGACUAUACUACCGGUAAUGUGACACGUGCUCUCGUUUCCACUCGCAAAAAGUGUAUUCAAGUGUCUGCUAUUGCGAAUGAGGUUGAUCUCGAGAAGGACUAUGGUGUUGCCGCAACAAUAGCGCGCUCAAUGGACAAACCCACACAGCUGGCUGUGGCUGCUGGACUUGAGGCUAUUCGCAACGCUGGCCUCGUGGACGGAAUUGAUGCCAAUUGGAGCUUGCCUGAGAACAUGCGCGACUCCACGGGUGUGAUUUACGCUACAUCCUUCCCUACGAUGAAUGCAGCGGUGUCAGAAACCUCUCGUUAUUACGAAGAACUCAAUAAAGAAGACGAGUGUACGUAUGAGAUGGAUCGCAAAAUUCUCUUUCGGCUGCUUGUACUUGCGAACGCACAAAUCGCUCAACUUACUGGAGCCCGCGGACCUAACACGCAGAUCAAUGCGGCGUGCGCAGGCGCAACACAAGCCAUUGGCAUGGCUCAGGAUUGGAUUAAUUAUGGUAAAUGUCAGCGGGUGAUUGUAGUGUCUAGCGACACCGCUAGCUCGGAGGUCAUGAUGCCGUUAGUCGGUGGAGGCUUUCGUGCACUUGGUGCUGCAUGCAUCGCUCCUACGGCAAGUGCUGCGGCGCGACCGUUUGACGCAAAGCGUAGUGGUAUGAUUGUCGGUAGCGGAGCGAUCGGGUUGGUGUUUGAGUCCCCUCUGGCCUUUGCAGAACGUCCAGCAGCUGGUGCUAUUGACAAGAAGAGCGUGCGUCUGCUUGCCUCUCAGUUUAGUAACUCGGCCUAUCACGGUGCUGCGCUGGAGUCGAGCCACGUCGGACAGGAGCUCGUGCGUUUCUUGGAACGCGUAGAGAGAGACUUUAAUAUCACUCGUGAGGAUAUCGCUCGAAAUGGAGUCUAUUACAGCCACGAGACGGGCACGAAUGCAUCGGCUACGUGUUCAUGUGCUUACACGGAAGUGACGGCAUUACGUGCGGCUUUCGGCUCCGAGCUGCUUGCUCAGCUGAUGGUUGCAAACACGAAGGGAUUCACAGGACACCCAAUGGCCGUGGCGUUCGAGGACGUGGCAGCCAUUGAGGGUCUGCGCAGGGGAUGUGUACCACCUGUGGUGCACUUUGAGACUCAUGAUCCAAACCUAGGCGAGACUCCUCUUCGCCUUGCCCCGGGAGGUGCUUACGCUCACAAGUAUGCAUUGCGCUUUGCUGCAGGUUUCGGAUCCCAAAUUGCAUUUACUCUCUACACGCUGGAAGAUUGA
Peronospora farinosa is the source of this 2883-nucleotide messenger RNA. The record is from the annotation of a GenBank genome assembly. NCBI's taxonomy places the organism in Eukaryota, Oomycota, Peronosporomycetes, Peronosporales, Peronosporaceae.